GGUUGUAGUGAAGCUGUCAGAGAACAGAAGAGCUGCUGGAAAGAGAAACCGCUUCUUUUUAACGAUUUAUGAACCGGUUUCCGUUUGUUUUAAGUCUGAAAGUGGUUCUAUCUCAUCUAACAUGUGCAACCUUCAAAACACCCUGGAGCAGCUGGCUCAACCUGCACUAUCAAAAGAGCUAUACAUAUAGAAUCUGUCUGGAGCCACGAAACAUGUGAGCAUUGUGAUGAAGCAGGUGGCCCAGUUGGGCUGCAGGUAGCUGCUGCUGCUGCUGCUGCUGCUGCUGAUGAUGAAGGUGUUUCGCUGUGCGGCCCGUCAUGGCUACGCUGUGGAAGUGUCUCCGUUCGUCCCCAACAGAGUGGCCUGCGCUGCCUCCCAGUACUAUGGCAUAGCUGGUGGCGGCACCCUGCUGGUCCUGGAUGAGACGGAGACGGGGGUCGCUGUAGUGAGAAGCUGGGAGUGGGGUGACGGUCUGUUCGACGUAGCGUGGAGCGAAGCCAACGAGCACGUCAUGGUCGCCGGCGGCGGGGACGGCAGCCUGCAGCUGUGGGACACGGCCAAUCACAACGCUCCGCUGAGAGUGGCCAAAGAACACACACAAGAGGUGUACGCUGUAGACUGGAGUCAAACCAGAGGAGAGAACCUCAUCGUCUCUGGAUCGUGGGAUCAAACCGCUAAAGUGUGGGACCCCGCCCUCAGCCAAUCGCUGAGCACGCUCAGGGGUCAUGAAGGGGUCAUCUACAGCACCGUUUGGUCGCCUCACAUCCCAGGAUGCUUUGCUUCGGCCUCAGGCGACGGGACACUCAGAGUUUGGGAUGUGAAAAGCGCCGCGUGUCGAUUGGCCAUCCCGGCGCACAAGGCUGAGAUCCUCAGCUGUGAUUGGUGCAAAUAUGACCAGAAUAUCGUGGCCACCGGGUCAGUGGACUGCAGUGUGUGUGUGUGGGACCUGAGGAACGUCCGACAGCCUGUCAAUCAACUGCUGGGACACACCUACGCCAUCCGCAGAGUCAAGUUUUCUCCGUUCAGUAAGACGGUGGUGGCGUCCUGCUCGUACGACUUCACUGUCAGGUUCUGGGACUUCAGUGGGAAUCAGCCUCUUCUGGACACGGUGGAACAUCACUCAGAGUUUGUCUGUGGACUAGACUUCAACCUGCAUAUCCCCAACCAGGUGGUGGACUGUUCCUGGGAUGAGACGGUGAAGAUCUACACACCUGCCUGUCUGUCUGCUGGAACACACAAUACAGCAUCGUAGAACACACACACAGCACUGUACUUGUAUCGUUGUGAGGACACUCAUUGACAUAAUGCCUUCCCUAGCCCCUUACCCUAACCUUAACCAUCACCACUAAAUGCCCACAACUAACCAUAAAACCAAGUCUGAACCCUCAAACAAGUGAGGACCAAAACAACCUCACUUUACAAAAACGUCCUCACACUGAACGUCUAAAACUCAAACUGGUCCUCACAAAGGUAGUUGUACAAACACACACACACACACACACACACACACGUUUUUGCCUCGUUAAUUUGACUGAAAAGUGACUCUCACAGUGCCGGCAUCAAAGUAAAACCACAGCCUGUCUUUUCUUUACUUUUCUUCACUGUGAGUCACUUAAGAGUCUUUAAAGAGUCGUUCACAUCCACAAUGAACUUUAAACAAUUUUACUGCCAUGGGUUCAGGAAUAAGCACCAUUCCCGCUAAAACAUAAUAUUUAAUUAAAAUUAUGUUUCAGGGAGAAUAUGACAGGACAAUCUGUCUGAGUCAGCUCAGCAGGAGAUCAGCUGAGUGAUUGAUUGAUAACAUUAAAUGUUCACAUCGUGGCAGGGCUGGACUGGCCAUCUGGUAUACCGGGCACUUUCCCGGUGGGCCGACAUACCUUUUGGACCGAUGCAACUGUUCCUAUUUCUAUUGUUUGUUGGUUUAGUUUUUUUGUUUUUUUUUCUGUGGACGAGCCGACUCACGGCACGGGGGAGGAGAGUGAGAACGAGGGUGUUGUAAUUUAACAAUACAAUGUUGGCGUCCUUUUUAUAAAAUAGUUAGUGAACUGUUCGUCAUCGUGAAUGAAACACUACAGAAUAUGAUUUUACAGGGGAAACACUUCCAGAAGAGUUGGUGCUCAGAUGAAGGCUGUGAUAUCUGUAAAUAAUAAAUUCAUUAUUUAAAUAACCUAAUGGUCCCAAAUGAUGUGAAGUUGCGUAGUUUUAAGUCAAAAGUCAUAUUUCGUCAUAUCCGUUCUGUAUCCGUCAACCAAAACAAACCUCAGCGAGCCGAAACGAGAAAGUAGAAAACGUUGGAGGGUCUGCGUGGAUACGAGCUGCAUCCUCACAUGUUGAAUCCAAAGUGGUAAACAACUUUACCAUAACGGCUACGUGCCCCCACAAAGUGAUAAAUACACACACACACACACACACUUUCAUUUAAUUGCCAUACUGAAUCGAUUCAUAAUGUUUAAUUGAGUCUUAAUGAACAAGUUGUGUUGACUUCUCUGUGAAUGAAUUAUGUAAAUCAGGAUGUUUUCAGUGACUGAUCCAUAAUCUCCGUGUCAUUAUCUUCUUCUUCUUCUGUUAUCUCGCUGAGUUUCUGUUUAACUGGAUAAAAAAAAAAAUGUCAACUGUGACUAAUUUCACCACUGAAAUGUCAUCAGUGUAGAUAUGAUGAUCAUGUAUGAGCGGUGCCUUCAAUAAAGAUGUUGAUAUCAUCAAGAGAAA
Sebastes umbrosus (honeycomb rockfish) is the source of this 2709-nucleotide messenger RNA. RefSeq names its product peroxisomal biogenesis factor 7 (gene pex7). Gene Ontology annotation, cellular component: cytosol; peroxisomal matrix. Bases 287 to 1252 code for a protein of 321 amino acids. Gene Ontology annotation, molecular function: protein binding. Lineage: Eukaryota; Metazoa; Chordata; Actinopteri; Perciformes; Sebastidae. The record is from RefSeq and is a predicted model, not a curated record. Gene Ontology annotation, biological process: protein import into peroxisome matrix. The transcript has 12 exons.